AUGUACGAUGGUGUUACUCAAAAUGUGCAGACAUCAGUUUUUUUUUUGUGGGGAAAUCUUAUGGACAGCCUGAAAGUAUGCGACAUCACUCAUAAUAAGGAAUUUAAUGGCUAUACAUAUUAUUAUUUUUUUGGGUCGGGGUCAGACUUUGCAGUAAUCUUACGAUUAAUCAAUUCUGACUAUAUAUCCGGAGACUGGCAUCUUCCUCCAAUCCUUCACGGCAAAAUGGUGUGUCCUCAAAGAAAUACAAUAUAUUCAAUGAACCAGAUAGACUUCUUCCGUGCCGGCAAAAAGGCCACAAUUUGUGGUCUGACACCGGGACCUUUAAUUUAUGGCAUAGGCAAUUGUAAACAGUCUCUCUAUCAUUCGGCCGGAAAUGCAGAUAAAGAAGCAAACUAUAUCGGCAAUCUGGACUACUAUUGCAACAUUGAAAGCAAAAAUGAAACUGACUCCAGCUACAUAACUGCUGGGCUUGAUGUGUUGAGUGCAUACAGUACUACUGUGGCUAACAUGGCCAUCUAA
This is a messenger RNA of Phycomyces blakesleeanus NRRL 1555(-), 522 nucleotides long. RefSeq lists its product as hypothetical. NCBI's taxonomy places the organism in Eukaryota, Fungi, Mucoromycota, Mucoromycetes, Mucorales, Phycomycetaceae. The transcript is spliced from 6 exons. Bases 1 to 522 code for a protein of 173 amino acids. The record is from RefSeq and is a predicted model, not a curated record.